AUGGAAAACACAUCCACUUUUAAGUUUUUCAUUUUAUAUGGAAUGCAGGAAUUGGGGAGAAACAAGCCAGUGUAUUUUGUCUUGACAUUUGUUUUGUAUAUUAUAAUUAUUACACUUAACUUAACUGUGAUUAUAACUGUUGUAGUGCAAAAAAGCCUCCACGAGCCCAUGUAUAUUUUCCUGUCUAAUUUAUGUGCAAAUGGACUGUAUGGGACUGUUGGUUUCUACCCUAAGUUUCUGUUGGACUUAUUCUCUGAUAUAGCUGUGAUUUCCUACACACUGUGUAUCUCUCAAGCCUUUAUAAUAUAUACCUCUGCCAUGUGUGAAAUUGCUAUUUUGACAGUGAUGGCUUAUGACAGAUAUGUAGCAAUAUGCAGGCCAUUGCAAUACCACAGCAUUCUUACCCCUCGAACUGUUUUAAAAUUGUUAUUACUCGCUUGGUUUUAUCCUCUCUCAAUGGCAGUUGUAUCAGUUGCUCUCACGGUUAGAGUACCCAUUUGUGGAUCAUUCAUUGGUAAGCUAUUUUGUGACAAUCCUUCAAUACUAAAGCAGGGAUGUUAUCCAGUUACUGCAAACCGCCUGUGGAGUAUAACUAUGAUUGUGGGCCAAGCUAUGCAGGCAGUUUUAAUUUUUGUGUCAUAUGCUCAGAUUGUACAUAUUUGUAUAGAAUCCACUGAGGGCAGAACAAAGUUCACUCAAACCUGUUUACCACAUAUACUAGCAGUCUUCAUUACCACCCUUGCUAUGCUGUUUGAUCUUUCAUACAGUUGGGAUAGUUCUGCAAAUCUUCCUCUUGGUGUACGCAAUGCAUUGGGCCUACAAUUUUUGAUUCUCCCUCCUUUUUGUAAUCCACUUAUAUAUGGUCUACAGCUCCCCAGAAUCCGAAAAACUGUCUUUGAAAGUCUUGGCUGUUCCAAGAACAAACACAUGAAAAGGAAAGUGAGAGGCAGCAGGCCUCCAUGA
Molecule: messenger RNA, 963 nt
Organism: Clupea harengus (Atlantic herring)
Lineage: Eukaryota; Metazoa; Chordata; Actinopteri; Clupeiformes; Clupeidae
Product: olfactory receptor 4N5-like
Biological process (GO): G protein-coupled receptor signaling pathway; detection of chemical stimulus involved in sensory perception of smell
Cellular component (GO): membrane
Molecular function (GO): G protein-coupled receptor activity; olfactory receptor activity; odorant binding
Source: RefSeq, a predicted model, not a curated record